This is a messenger RNA of Phytomonas sp. EM1, 588 nucleotides long. The record is from the annotation of a GenBank genome assembly. Lineage: Eukaryota; Euglenozoa; Kinetoplastea; Trypanosomatida; Trypanosomatidae.
AUGAAGCACGACGUGGGCUCCUCUUCCACACCACUUCUCGAAACGAUCGAAACCAUCGAGGAGGAGGAGUACAUUUUACUGCGAUUUCCUUGUUUUGACUUCUUCCGUAACGUGCAUCUCUGCGAGCAACGCGUGGGGGGGGAGCCCUCCCCAAGUGGAGUGGUGUUCAACGCGGAGGGCGUGAGCUUCUCGGCGGAGUUCCCACCCUCGCGUAGCGUGGAGAGCCCGCUGGUCUUCCUGAACGCGGGGACUCCCACCGCGAUGGGGUUUCGCGGCUCCUGGGAGGAGCUCGCAGAGCGGGAAGGGGGGCAGACGAACCGCGUCAUUCUCCACCUCACACGGCGCGCGAAAGGGGAAGGCGAUGCGGAGAAGGUGGAGAAAGAGGGCGAGGAGGAGGGAAGAGAAAAGGGGGGAAAGCAACAGGAGCCUCCGUCGGCGGUUUCAAGUCUCUUUUGCCAUUUACAGGAGGGGGUUACCGCCGAUGAGAAGCGCCAACGAGAGGAGCAGCGCGCGAAAGAAGCGGGGGAUUGGGUGUACGACAAGGUGAUCACGCCCUCCGCGGUGUUGGUAAUGACUAGAAUCAGCUAA